This is a messenger RNA of Trichosporon asahii var. asahii CBS 2479, 822 nucleotides long. RefSeq lists its product as uncharacterized. The record is from RefSeq and is a predicted model, not a curated record. The transcript has 2 exons. Lineage: Eukaryota; Fungi; Basidiomycota; Tremellomycetes; Trichosporonales; Trichosporonaceae. Bases 1 to 822 code for a protein of 273 amino acids.
AUGCCGAAGGACACGAGCAAGCCAGGGAAGGCCCCGAACAACAAAAAGGCUGCCGCGAAGCCCGCCAAGCCCAUCAACAAGGCUAACAAGGCUCCCGUUGCCAGCAAGCCAGCCCAGCCAUCGCAGGACGGAGGCGCGAAGACUAGGAGGAAGAGGAGGCAACCGAAGCAGCCCGCGAAGCCGGCACAGGAGUACCACUCCUCGUCGGAAGAUGAGGCUUCCCAACCGGAACCGUCGUCAGACGAGCUGCCGUCAGACACCGAGUCCACCGCCUCUUCUGCCUCUGCGACCCGGAGACAGAGGAAGAAGCUGAAGAAUCAGCUCCUGAAGGCUUCUGGAAACACGGCAGCUGCCAGUGCUCCCCCGGUCAAGCCGACUGUCACCGCUGCCCCCUCGGCCAAGCCCGCUGCCAACCCCACUCCCUCCGACUCGAAUGCCGCCUCGAAGACGAAGUCGCGACGCGAGCGACGGAAGAAGGGCAAGGUCUUUCUUGAGGACAAGUCUGCCCUUCUGUCGCUGAUGGACAACGUCACCGACAAGAAGAACGCGAUCAUCAACGACAAGCUCGCCGCCGAGAAGCAGCGCGAGAAGGCGGACAAGGCCCGCGAGGAGAGCAAGACGAAGAAGAAGGCAUCCAAGAAGCAGGAGGACAAGAGAAAGGCCCUCGUAUGUGCUCGCGUGUUCAAUUUGAGCUUACCAUUACAGGACGCCGCCAAGGCUGCCAUCAUCGUCCGGGAUCGUGAGAAGAGGAGGCGGAGGAAAGGAAAGUCGACGCCAGAGGAGAAGCCCGUCGUCAAGAAGAAGACUGUCGGCUUCGCUUAG